AUGGAUAAGGAGAAAAAUCCAAACAACAAUCAGUCAGAAAGUAGUCAAACACAUCAUCUGUUCACAUAUUCAAGAAAGAAAAAACAUUUUCAGGUAUCAAACCCUAAUUAUAAUAAUAAUAGUAUAAUUUCAGAUUCAUCACUUUUAGGGCUUGUUAUAUUAACUCAAACAUUUUCUUAUGAUAUUUCUAUUUUACCUGAUUCAUUACUUGUUGAGAUAUUAUCUAGAUUGCCUUUAAAAUCUAUUUUUAGAUUUAAAUGUGUUUGCAAAAACUGGCUUGAGCUAAUUUCGCAGCCUUCCUUUCAUCGGUUUUAUUCCGUGACACAAACUGCUGCCAAUAAGUCUUUAAGUUGGAGGAUUUUGUAUAGGUAUAUUUAUGUGUCUAAGUUUAAGGAUGUUGUUGAGAGAUUUCGGCCCGAAAUUUAUGAUUGUAAGGAUUUUUCGGUACUUUUUAUGUCGAGUUUUGAGGAACAACAACAAGCUGACCAGUUUAAGGUUUUGGGUGUGAGUAAUGGGUUGGUUUUGUGUUGUUUGUUGGGGCCGUUGGUUUAUUAUGUUUGUGAUCCGGUUACGAGACAAUGGGUUACGUUGCCUAGAGGAAAUGAUAGGAUACCUAAAAGACAUCCGACUUAUUUUGGGGAAGGGAUAGUUAGUAAGGUUAAUGAUAAUGGUUUGCUUACGAGUUAUACGGUUGUGAGAGUUGAAAUGCCUAAGUUGGCUUCAAGGUUUUUGAAUUUGGAGACGUUUUCGUCUGAGACUGGGAGAUGGGUUGGUUAUAAGUUGCCUUGUGAGAAUCCGAUUACGUUGCUGAGACGUGGUGGUGGGCCUAUAUAUUAUAAUGGGAGUCUACAUUGGUUUGUUAUUGAUCAUGGUAUGGUUGCUUUUGAUCCGAAUAAAGAACCCAAGUCUUGUAGGCUUAUUCGGUUUCCUCAGGAUAGGGAUGUCGAGAGUGAGUAUAAACAUGAGGGGAUUUAUAGAUUGUGUGAUGAGUCUCAAGGAAGGCUGCGUUUUUUCGAGGUGGCGCCUGAGGCAGACUCGUUUUACUGUUUUAGUCUUUGGGAUAUGAAAGAUUACGAGAAAGGAGAAUGGUGUUCUGAGUCUAAGGUGACUCGUUGGGAUCUUUCAUCGACUGAUCCUGAAUUGAGCAGUUGGUUAAUGAAGGCCACUUUUCUUCCAUUGUCUUUUCAUCCUUUUAAUCUGGAUAUUGUUUAUAUGAGAUGUGUAGAGCUUGCUUGUGUUGUAUCAUAUAGUUUUCGGAAUAAAAUGCUGGAUGUUGUGUGUAAACCUAUCGGUGUUGUUGAAGACCUUUCUUGGCGUGUGUUGGUGCCAUUUGUGAUACCAAGGUGGCCAACGCCGGUUCCCAUUCCGCCUGUUCCAGAGAGGGUUUUCAAGCCAAGAAUUCCGCAACGCCGCGUGCAGGGCAUUUUUCAGCAGGAUCUAUUGGGACUAAGCUUACUGUAUUUCACGGGGAUUCUUUUCACUGCGGCAGUGGAUUCAUUGGAUGAAGAAAUAAUAGGUUCAUUUGUGUUACAUAAUCAUAUAAGAAUCGUUCUGUUGCCGUAUCAGAGUCAAAUAGUAUGUAACUGUCCUUUAUUUUAUGUAGGAAACUAGCUUGUUGGUUACAUAUGUGCCUAUAUUUUUUGUUUUUCUUAUCUCAGAUCUUUUGUAGAAAGUUGUAUUGAUAUGUUUUUCCA
Messenger RNA from Erigeron canadensis, 1694 nucleotides. Its product is annotated as F-box protein At1g49990-like. Gene Ontology annotation, molecular function: protein binding. The record is from RefSeq and is a predicted model, not a curated record. The coding region runs from base 1 to 1611 and encodes 536 amino acids. The transcript is spliced from 2 exons. NCBI's taxonomy places the organism in Eukaryota, Viridiplantae, Streptophyta, Magnoliopsida, Asterales, Asteraceae.